Molecule: messenger RNA, 405 nt
Organism: Lactuca saligna
Lineage: Eukaryota; Viridiplantae; Streptophyta; Magnoliopsida; Asterales; Asteraceae
Source: the annotation of a GenBank genome assembly
AUGUCAUUGAAGGAGAACACGACGACGACUGUGGCGGUUCACCACAACAACGACAAAGAGGAGGGUUCCAGAUCUAAAACUUCGAUGACGUAUUUAAGUGUUAUCGUUGAUGGUCGGAGGCUGCGACGUGGAGGUGUCGUCGGCGGCCGUCGACAAUGGUGGAUGUGGUGGUGUUCAUCGGAGAUGGUUGAAGGAGGUGAGAGGAUAUUUAUUUUCUUUUGGGAGAAUAAUGAAGAAAUGACUUCAUAUAAUCAUCAUCUCCAGGUGCAACUACUUUGGGUUAAUUUGGUUACCGAUGGAUUACCAACUACAACUAUUGGCUUCAAUAAACAAGAUCAACAUGUUAUGAUGAAGGCUAAACCUCGAAAUAUUUGCAAGAAUUUGUGGAAAAUAUUGAAGAUGUGA